CAGAGGGAGGAGCGCAUCAAACUGUCAGAGGACAAGCAAGGAGGGAGAAAAGGAAAGAAGUGUGGAAUUUCUUAUCAAAUGCGCAUAAAUUAAUAUAAUUUAGGCAUGAUUAGAGGGAUUUAUGAUUUAAGUCAGGCGGAGUUUGUUAGUGGAUGAAAUAGCUAUGAGGACCAAGGAAAAGUAAGACGCAGAGCCAGACAGCAGCUGACGGGACAAGCUGGAAGUUUACAAAGCGAGAAUCAUCCCGCAGGUCUCCUUGCCUAAGUUAAGGUAUCUGUCGAUGAUGUGCUUCCAUCUGGGAUUUACGUGAUCGGGACCUUGAGUCAGUGUAUGCGGGACGCAAGCCUUUUCGUCUUUGUGGUUAUGAUUAAGAAUCUAUUUUAAAGCAUUUUUGUAUAAUUAUGACUUUAUGAAAGGAAUGAACAUUUGUUUUAAAAUUGUUUUAUUUUUCCCUGGAAAAUAUGGAUUUCUAUUUUAAAAGUCCAUGCCCUCUCUAAAAUUGAAUGGAUGUUUAAUUACCGAGUUCUCGUCGUAUGAAUCCAAAAUACCAAUAAUAGUUUUCCAGUGUGAAUAAUUCAUGAAACAGGGCACUCCAUCGAGGGCUGGAAAAAGUUACGGAAAUACAGGGAGGCGGAAUAACAAGUAGACUUGUUCGGGGUGGUAAGGGGGGGAUGGCCACAGCGGCUUCCAAUCCUUACCUGGCCAGCAACAGCAUUCUCUCCUCAUCAGGCUCGGUCGUGCACUCGGAUUCCGGAGGUGGCAUGCAGCCGGGAAGCGUUGCCGUGACUUCAGUGUCAGCCGGAUACAGAGGAGAUCCCGCGGGCAAAAUGGUGCAGAGCGAAUUUAUGCAAGGAGCCAUGGCGGCAAGUAACGGGGGCCACAUGCUAAGCCAUGCUCAUCAGUGGGUCACCUCACUGCCUCACGCUGCUGCCGCCGCCGCCGCCGCCGCGGCCGCGGCCGCUGCAGCCGAAGCCGGAUCGCCCUGGUCUACUAGUCCUGUGGGAAUGGCGGGCAGCCCGCAGCAGCAGGACGUCAAGAGCACUUCAAACCGAGACGAUAUGCAUUCCGGUUCUUCGCUGCACCACCGAGGUACUCAUGGAGCUCACCAGGCGCACCAAAGCGCAUGGGCUGACACCACGGCGGCGGCGCACAUCAGCACCAUCACGGCGGGCCAGCAGCAGUCUCAGCAGUCUCUCAUUUACUCUCAGCCAGGUGCGUUCACCGUCAAUGGGAUGUUAAAUCCCGCCAGUAGUUUGGUUCACCCCGGUCUGAUGCGCGGUGAAUCGCCGGAAAUGGACCACGGCAGCCACCAUCAUCACCACCACCACCAUCAUCAUCCCCACCAUCACCCCCACCAGCAGCAGCCGCACGCGCACCAUCCUCACGCGCAGCACCACGGCGGCGUGAACAGCCACGACUCGCACUCAGAUGAGGACACGCCGACCUCUGACGACCUCGAACAGUUCGCCAAGCAGUUCAAGCAGCGUCGCAUCAAGCUCGGGUUCACGCAGGCCGACGUCGGCUUGGCCCUUGGCACGCUCUACGGCAACGUUUUCUCACAGACCACCAUCUGCAGGUUCGAGGCGCUGCAGCUAAGCUUUAAAAACAUGUGCAAGCUCAAGCCACUGCUAAACAAGUGGCUGGAGGAGGCCGACUCGAGCACUGGCAGCCCUACAAGCAUCGACAAAAUAGCGGCGCAGGGCCGCAAGCGCAAAAAGCGCACCUCCAUCGAGGUGAGCGUAAAAGGGGCCUUGGAGAGUCACUUCCUCAAAUGCCCUAAACCUUCUGCACAGGAGAUCACCUCCCUGGCGGACAGUCUGCAGCUGGAAAAGGAGGUGGUUCGUGUUUGGUUCUGCAACCGGAGACAGAAGGAGAAGAGGAUGACACCGCCUGGUGUAGGCCAGACGCCGGAGGACGUGUACUCUCAGGUCGUCAACGUGAGUGCAGACACACCGCCCCCGUCCAUGGACUGCAAACGAGAGCUUUGUGGUAGAUUGCUUAAAAGAUGCAAGUUUGAAAGAUGAAGCCGACGACCAGGUGGACACAACCUCGAGCUCCUAUCGCCAACUCAUUUUGGUGCAUUGACAGCACAACCAUAAGCAAAAACCCAAACAGAUGUUUAUGGAUUGCUCUCGAGAGACAUGACUGAAAUGACUGACUUGAACUUGAACAGAACCAAAUGAAGACAAACGAACUGCGGCGCCGCUUUUCAAGCUGAGGAAUUCUUUUAUUCGUUUCAGCGAAAUCUAAUUGUUUUUAUGGCUAAAGUUCUCACCAGAAUCAUCUUUUUAUAAAGACUUGAUGUAUUACAAAAUACAGCUUUUCUAUUUCAUAGAUUUUCUUUUGUGGACCGGACUUCUGUGAAUAGUUUUCACACAGGAAAAGGAUUUUAAAAUGCACUUAUUCGUCUCUCAGCCCGUCCUCUCUGAGGACACCUUUUUUUUUUUUUGGUUUGGUUGAAUAAUUGUGUUCUUGAUCCCUUUUCCCUACUGCUAUUUCCAUGCAGUUUUGGCCGAUUUUUGAUAAGUCUGUAUAAAUUUGACAAUAUGAAUUCUCAGUGGUGAUUAACUUGCUUUAUAUUUUUUACUGGAAUCACACCUUUUGGAAUAUUUCAAGAAGUUCCCGAAAUGUUUUGAGAUGUGACCUUUCUCUUAUAGAAGUAGCAUUACUUCAUGUACACCCUUCUACUCUCCUGCUUUAAUUCCCAGAUCUAUACAGUUAGUAAGCUGCCACAGCGGUUAUUAAAAUGCCUACAGAACAGCACAUUGAUCAAUCUGAUAGGCUGACAAAUUUUUAUUUUUCCCUGUGAUUGUUAUUUAAGUUCAGUAUUGAUCCAGUCAGAGGUGA
This is a messenger RNA of Clarias gariepinus (North African catfish), 2847 nucleotides long. It is a transcript of the gene pou3f3a, whose product is annotated as POU class 3 homeobox 3a. The record is from RefSeq and is a predicted model, not a curated record. Gene Ontology annotation, molecular function: RNA polymerase II cis-regulatory region sequence-specific DNA binding; DNA-binding transcription factor activity, RNA polymerase II-specific. Gene Ontology annotation, biological process: brain development; regulation of transcription by RNA polymerase II. The coding region runs from base 672 to 2024 and encodes 450 amino acids. The transcript has 2 exons. NCBI's taxonomy places the organism in Eukaryota, Metazoa, Chordata, Actinopteri, Siluriformes, Clariidae. Gene Ontology annotation, cellular component: nucleus.